AUUUUCUCAGGAUAUUGUAACGGACACGUAAUCGACGCGUAUCACAAUGAUUCCGAGCCUUCGACGAUGGAUCUGCCGUCCACGAAGGAUGCAACAAACGUCGAUCAUGCAAUCGAACAUCCGGUACAAGACGGCACAGGACGGAGUACCUACAGGUGUUAUUCAACAUCCUUAUCAGAUACUACAUUGUUUUCCGAACCGUCCACCGUUCGGUCCAUGGAUCAAUCAUCCGGGAGAACCGCGCAAAUAGAACGACGAUGCAAGAUCAGCAGCGUUUCAACGAACGUCGGUCAGAAUGAAGCGAUAAAACAAGACAAAUAUCGCGAAAAUCGCCCGGACAAUCGCCAAGUCGUGCGAAUUUCCAUGACAUCGCUCUCGACCGGUCCGAGCAUCAGCGAUUAUCAGGUGUCGAACGGCGCCGAUCUUGGCAAGAGAAUUGGUCAUUCGGAAUGGAUUCGUAGGAAGGACGAGGCCACGCAACGCAAGAAAGAGGAGGAGGAACGCGCGGCAAAAAAGCGACAAGAGGAGGAAGAGAGGAUGGUGCGAGAAAAGGAGGCAAGGGCGCAGCUUGAAAAGGAAAACUUUCUCAAGUGGGUGGAGAGGAAGAGGCAGCAGGAGCUCGAGAGGAAAGCUAUCCUCGAGAACGAAUUGGAAUUGCAAAGACGUCUGAAGGAGAUCGAGGAUAAGGCAGCCGUCGCGAAGGCCUUGUACCUUCGUCAGUGGAUUCAGAAGAAGAAGGAGGAGCAAAAGACUCGGCAUAAGGAGCAGGAGAUGAGACAGAGGAAGAUGAUCGAGGAACGCGAGAGGCGCCUGGAGCUAAGCUCGAAAGCUUACGAGAAAUGGAGAGAGAACUCCAGGAAUAAACCCAAACCCGCUACACAAGGACUGCUUCCCCAUCAGAAAGCUAAGCCAGCGUAUGUAAAUCCGAUUCCAUGGCAAUCGAUCGUGGAGAUUGAUUCCGACGAAGCGCAGGAGAAUGCAUUUAACGAUAAAAAAGGGAAUAUAAAUCAAUUAAAGAUGAACGGCAGAAAAACGAUUGCGGCGCAUCAGUGAUGGCGAGAAAUCUGGGAAAAUCAUUCACGAGACACAACUUUUAUAAUAUCUUGUUUCAUCCAAUUCCAAGUAUUUUUAACGUAGCAAAUUAAAAAGUAUUUGCAAGAAUCUUGUUUUUUUUUCACUUAGUCGCAAGUUUCGUUCGAGGCUUAAUUGUAGAGAUAUUUAAUUACAA
This is a messenger RNA of Formica exsecta, 1228 nucleotides long. Its product is annotated as coiled-coil domain-containing protein 34-like. The transcript is spliced from 4 exons. Lineage: Eukaryota; Metazoa; Arthropoda; Insecta; Hymenoptera; Formicidae. The coding region runs from base 67 to 1053 and encodes 328 amino acids. The record is from RefSeq and is a predicted model, not a curated record.